Messenger RNA from Hirsutella rhossiliensis, 6867 nucleotides. RefSeq names its product involucrin repeat protein. The transcript has 4 exons. Lineage: Eukaryota; Fungi; Ascomycota; Sordariomycetes; Hypocreales; Ophiocordycipitaceae. The record is from RefSeq and is a predicted model, not a curated record. The coding region runs from base 1 to 6867 and encodes 2288 amino acids.
AUGGAACUGGAGUCGGUUGUCACCUCUGACUUCGGAGUCUCGGAUCAAGCUGAAUCGCCGUUCGAGAGCGCCGAGCCCGAAAAUUCUGAAGUUCGUGCGGAGGUCGAUGGAAUCUCCGGCCAGACUACAGAAGGGAGUAUUGAGAAGACUGAGGCUGCAUGUAUUGAAGACAAGGGAGGGGAAACGAACGAAUCCGCGCCUCGCUCUCGAGAUGAUCCCUAUCGACUCGAAGACCCCCCCGCUGCGGAGCGUGUCAAUCUUGAAACGUCCGCCAUUGACGAGACCGAAAACAACCCCGCUCUCGACAAACAAGUGUUUUCUGCGCCUCAUCCAGAUUCCCCUGCUGUUGAGCCUGCCAGCCCCAAGGAAUCUUCUACCUUUGCCGAGGCCCAGAAAGAUGCCACUCUUGAUAAGCAAGCUUCGUCUGACCAGAGCUCCUCAUUGCGAGAUUCUACUACAUCAGUUCUUCAUGGACUAACAGCAGAAGAGCCCUUUGCCACCGUCGAGGCUGAGGGGGACGUUGUUCUGGACACUAUGAUCUCAGUACCUGAGCGGGCCUUUUCAGUUCAAGAUUCGACACCGUCAGACCUCCCUGAACCGACCAAAGAAGAGCUCCUUGUCACUGUCGAGACCCAGGAGGAUGCUGCUCUAGACAAAGACGCGAUUCCUGCGCCUCACCCUAAUUCCCUUGCUGGGGAUCCUGUCGGCUCUGAGGAACCGUCUGUCCUUGGCGAGGGCGAUUCCCCAGCGUCAGAUCUUCCUGGACCGACAGAAGAAGAGCCCUCCGCCACUGUUGAGACACAGAAAGAUGCUACUCUAUACGAAGAAAUGCUCUCUUCGCUUCACCGGAACUCCCCGGUUCAAGAUUUUACAGCAUCGAGUCUCUCGGUAACGAAGGAAGAGGAGGCUGUUGCUGAAACUGCCAAUCUCUCCCAAGAUUCUCCCCCGCCAGAGUCAGUCGAACAAAGCCUCGAAUCUCUGAGUGAGCCCAACGAGCCGGAGACAUUGCAUGAGCAAGAGCAAAGCGUCAUUGGAGCGACGGCGAGUGUCCCAAAGCACGACGAGGAAUUGUCUUCACCAAAAAGUGUCGACAUUGAAGUGUCGACGCCAAAGGACCAGAGCACAGAUGGAGAAUGGUCUGGCUCUGUGACUGGAAAGAAAGGGAAGAGGGGCAAGAAGAAACGACGCGGCCAACUCACGGCUCUACCUUUGGAGGAGACGACAACCGAGAACUCCGAUCUCCCAGUCACGGGAACUGAGCCCAUCCUCGAAGGAAAUGAGAAGCCUGAGCUUGUCGAGCAUCAAUCCGAAACUGCGCCCGAACCCCUUCAUGAACUUGCUGCUCCAAAGCCAGAGGUGGCCGAUGCGAAUGUCAAUGAUACGAUGGCGUCAGUCGCGCCCACGCCAGCUCCUGAAGAAACAGCAGUGCCGGAAAUCGGUGAGAAUCCUGAACCUCCGGCCGAAGGAGCUAUCCCAGCUCAGGCCAUCGAAGCCGAAGGAUCUCGGAGCUUGGAUCAGCAAAUCGAGUCAACAAAAGCUGAAGAUGUCUCCACUUCCGAAGCAGACAGCCGAGAUGCGCCUAGCUCUGAGGACCUCGGGGAAACCAUGCCAGACAAGAGGCUUUCAAAGCGGGACAAGAAGAAAAAGAAGAAGCGGGGUGGCUUGAUUGAGUCUGCACACGAUGGCCCAGAGCGGAGCGAGCCCAUGCCUUUGGCCGAGUCGAAUGAUGUUCCAUCUGUUGCUCUGGAGAGCAUACCAGAGGUGCCGGAGGUCGCGCAAGUGACUUCGCAGGAGUCUUCGGAAGAUUGGUCUUCGACCAAGAAAUCGAAGAAGGACAAGAAAAGGGCGCAGAGAGCCGCUCUUGCAGCGGCUAGCCCAUUGGCUGCAAGUGUUGCUCUGGGUGCAAGCAUGGAAGCAAAGGAAGAGACAGCGGAGGAGUCACACCGAGCGGAGAGCCCUCGGCCACCGAUGGAGCCAUUCGCGGAGGAGGAGCAGCAGCCUGUGGGAGAGACACACCAUGUGCAAGAGUCACAGCCCGCGGAGGAGCCCCAGCCCGCGGGAGAACCUCGCGAGCCUGAGCCGGUCAGGUCGUGGGCGGAUGAGGUGUCGGAGAGUGUGUCGUUUGUUUCUGUCGAAGUCCCUCGGAAGACACCGCAAAGUGUCCGAGAAGAUGGGGAUGGUGGGCUCGAAGUACCGUUCGAGAACCAAGAGGACCGAGAGGGAAGCAAGACGGAUCCCGGUGCUGCUGAAAGCAAUACCGAGAGCAUGUCUAUCGUCAAAGCAGAGCAGUUUCCCGAACCUGCAGCCUCUGAAUCCCAGCACACCAGAACCAUCAGCGGAGCAGCUUCUAACGUGGAUGCUAUGGAGACCAAGCCAGACUUGCAGGCCCUGGAAGCUCCCACGAUGGCGGAGGUGGAGACCCCUGGAAUUCCUGGGAUGGUGGGAGCACAGGCUCUUGAAGCUCCCACGACAGUGGACGCAGAGGACGAAUGGGCCCCGACUACCAAGAAGAGAGGAAAGAAGAAUAGAAAGGGCAAAGGUAGCGGGGCGCUGACGCCUGCAACGGAGUCGGGUGCUUCUUCACAGCCUGAAUCCGCAGAGUUCUCGAGACAACCCAUCGAAAAAGCUAGCCCUGAACCUGCGGCCAACCUUCUUCCACAACCUGAAGAGCCCAAGCCCACAGAGCCUGAGCAGACGUCUCAAUCCUUUGAAGACAACGACACAUGGGCUUUCACGACCGGGAAGGGCAAGAGCGGCAGCGGCGUUGCUACACCAGCGAUUGAGCCCGAGACUUUGGCCGAGCCAGACCCAGUCCAAACCGUUGGAGAGAUUGGAGAGACUGGUGAACAAACACAUGACCCUGAGAAAGCGACUGAGCCUCUUUCCGAAAGAGAAUGGCCGAAUGAGGGGCUUCAGCUACCCUCCCAGACUGUUGAGGUCCCUGUAUACAACCUCUCGGCGUCUAUGACUGAGCCAGCCCAGCGAGGCGAAGGAGAAGAGGCGACAGACACUCCAGGGAUCUCGUGGCGGGAUCCUGAGACCGAGGGCCCGCCGUCUGCCGGCGAUGUUCCUUCGAGCGAAGCCAAGGAUCAGCCACUUCCGACUGAACCCCCUCCAACCGAAGAGAAAAGUCCAGACCUUGAAGCGGAGAAGCCGAGCACAGAACCCAAGCUUACAGUCGAAACCGAGAAUGAGUGGCCCACAUCGAAGAAGAAAAGGAAAAGCAAGGGAAAGAAGGGCAAGGGAUUCGCCGCGGUGCCCACCGACGAAUCCAUCUCCCUCACUCAAGAAAAGACUGACCAAGCCGAGGAUUCCGGGGCUCUUAUCUUGUCUGAAGCUCAGCCUGAGGAGCCUGCCGGCAGAGGAAUGGGCAAAAGCCAGCUAGAAGAGCCCAAGAUUGCCUCGGUCGUCGAAGAGCACAUCGCUGGAGAUGCGAUGGACGUGGACGCUCCUGAGGACCCAGUCGAUGUAUCGAAAUCAGCGGAGAAAGAGCCAAUGGUCUUGAACAUGGAUCCUGCUCCUGCUGAAGCCAGUCCAGACAGCAUCUGGGAAGCCCCAGCAAAGAAAAAGGCGAAAAGGGACAAGAGGCGGAAAUCAAAGCAGCCAAUCGCUCUGACCUCGGAACCCGAUUCUUCCAGCCAGAGACUUCCUGCCGCCUCAUUCCCAAGUGAGGCUGAAGAAACUUCCACGACAAAGGGUGAGACGAGGGGCCUGCCGGCGAGCGACGAUGGAGCCGACUCCCCUGUAUCCAAACCCGAGGCGGGAGUGAACAAGGAGAGCGUCGACUCACCGGCUUCGGCUCUGGCGGCCUCGCCGGCUUCAGAGGCCAUUGAGAUCUCCAAGGCAUUCGUCGAGCAAUCAAUCUCCGAGCCUGGUCAGAAGCAGAUUGAGAACACCUCUGCACCUUCCGGCGAUACAUCAACCGACAUGGGGGCAAGUACCUUUGAUGAUGUCCGGGAGGGCGACCACGGACCAUCGGUUGCAGGGACGGAGUUUCGAGCUGCAUUACCGGCAAAGAACAGCACGCCCAUCAAGGAAGCGACGCUAAAGGAUGAGACUGUCGAGGGAUCUGGGCCAAGCAACACGGAGAAAGUCGCAGCAGCUGGUGCGAUAACUGGCGGGGUGGCUCUGAUCGCCGAGAAAUUUGGAGGCAGCAAGAAAAAGAAGAAGGGAAAGCAGAAGAUUGUGGACAAGCGGCAGCCACGGGAGGAAGACUUUUUCGACGACCCAGCCUUGUGGGAGGGGGCAGACAAGAAAGGCUUGGAGACGCAACAAGGACCAAGCAUGGACGAGAACUUUUGGGGUGACAGUGAGGAAAAGGCGGAAGCCAGCAAUGCCAGGGAGGCAGGCGCUCCUGCAUUCGUGAGCGAAAGCUUGACUGAGUCGGAGGAGGGCUGGAAAGAGACGGCUCGGCAAGGGGCGCCUCUGGACGAGGAUUUCACGGAGAGCCCGAUACUGGGUCGGGGAGAGAGAGGUCUGGUCAAGGCAGAGCCUGCUGGCCUGCUUCGUCGAGGACCGGAGGUGGAGGAGCCAGUUGGUGGGCUGCUCAGGGAAGAACGAGAGGGGCCAGCCGGGCAGGGCAGCGCAACACCGGAGGCGAUGGAUGUGCAGAUAUCGUCAUCCCGUGCGCUGCCUGCGGUGCAAGAAUUUCCCGAGGCUGAGGCAGAGGCGGAAGCGACCCGGCACCACUGGUCAACGCCGGAUGUGAACCGCGAUAGCGGAUUUGGAUCAGGCUCGCCGAACCCGCAGCAGCGCCGGGGCAAACUCAUGUGGGAGCAGCAGCAGCGAGACAGCGGCGUCCACACCGGAGACGGAGCCGAGAUGAUGGCUCGCACCCCCGAGCCCGGCGGCGUGGUCCAAGGGGGGAAACCACGUCGGUCGCCGUACGGGACGCCCGUCGUUCGGGGUGGGACGCCCGUGCUGCGGGAGCCGCCGGCCGCAGAGGCGACGCCCGAGCCAGAGAAGAAGCGCAGCAAGAAGAAGAGCUACGGGGACCUCGGCGGAGUGGCGGCGGCGACCUCGUCGUCGUCGUUGGCCUUGACCGGGAGCCGGCAAGCGGAGCGCAGCGCGAGCGACAGCCAUGCCGCCGAUAGCCGAGGCCAGGCGCUGUCGGAACGGGCCGAGGCGGCGUCCUUUGGCGCGCGGCGGACGGCGUCUAACACGAGCCUAGCGCGGCGGCACACGCCAGAGCCGCUCAAGUUUCGGCCUGAGAGUCCAGGCAGCAUCAUGUCAUCCCCAGCCCCCCCACUUCGGCGGAUGAGUAAGCGCAUGAGCGGCGACCUGCGAGCUCUGCGGCGUCAAAGUAGCGCAACCAGUUCGACGACGCACGACAAGGAGACGGACAAGUACCAAGCAUCCGGCUCUUCGUCGCCGUCGCCGCCGCCCGUCGCCAACGAGAGCCGCGCGCGGGCCCGAGGAGGCGAAAUGGCGGACGUCUACGAUGGCUUCGGCGAGGGUCGAAUGGGCUCGCCGCGCUCGCCCACGCGCCCGCACAGCAUGCGCCGCCGCCAGAGCAUGCAGGUCCUUGAGCUCGAGUCGCGCGUCGAGCAGCUCAUGGCCGAAAACACCCUACUGGCCGAGGCCCGCUCCCACGCCGAGCACAAGCUGAGCCAGCGCGCCGCCGCCGUCCUGUCAGAGCGCGACGCCGAGAUCGAAUCCCUCAAGCAGUCGCUGCAGUUUCUCCACAACGAGGUCAGUCGCCUGACCGAGGUCAACGAUGGCCUCGCCAGCGCAAACGCAGAGCUCGCCGCAAAGGACAGCGGCCGCUACGCCGACCUCGAGGUCCGUUACGCAACCGUCGCCCGCGAGCUCGACGAGGCCCGCGGCGUCCACAACACCUUUAGCCAGACGCUGCAGGAAAAGGACGCCGAGAUCGCCGGCCUCCGCGCCCAGCUCGAGUCUGCCAAAGAGCAAAUGCGCGACAUGCAGCGCAAGAUACUCGACUCAAAGGCCAGCAGCCCCGAGUUCCUCAACUUCAAAGACGAGGACUACUUCGACAAUCGAUGCCAGCAGCUGUGCUCCCACGUCCAGCAGUGGGUCCUCCGCUUCUCAAAAUUCUCUGACAUGCGUGCAUGCCGCUUGACAAGCGAGAUCAACGACGAAAAGACAAUCGACCGCCUGGACAAUGCAGUCCUCGACGGCUCCGACGUCGACUCGUACCUCAACGACCGGGUCAGGCGGCGCGACAUCUUCAUGUCCAUGACCAUGAACAUGAUCUGGGAGUUCGUCUUCACCCGAUACCUCUUUGGCAUGGAUCGCGAGCAGCGCCAGAAGCUCAAGUCCCUCGAGAAGCUCCUCAUCGAGAGAGGCAACUUCAAGGAACAGAGGGAGCUUGACACCGAGGCCGUCGUGCAGGCCAUCUUCCAGACCCUCAGCAAGAUUCUGCCUCCGCCCAGCAACCUGGAGAGCCAGAUCCAGUCGCAGCUGCGCAGGGUGAUGCGCGAAGCCGUUGAUCUGUCGGUCGAGAUGCGCACCCAGCGAGCCGAGUACAUGAUGCUUCCACCCUUGCAGCCUGAGUACGAUGCCGAUGGUGAACUGGCCGCCACCGUUUACUUUGACGCCGCCAUGAUGAAUGAGCGGAGCGGCAAUCUCUCCAUGACCAACGAGGAGAUUGAGGCGCAGGGGGCCGUGGUACGGAUCGUGCUCUUCCCCCUGGUCGUCAAGAGAGGUGACGAUGACGGUGUGGGCGAGGACAAGGUUGUGGUCUGCCCGGCACAAGUGCUCGUGGCCCGCGACAAGGGCAAGCGCCACUUCACGCCGUCUAGUGACGCCGGCGGCGCAUCCCUCGGCGCCCCGAGCCGCAUCAGUGUCGUGACAGACCACUCCAUGGCACCGUCUGAGGGGCAUUACUUGGCGAGCGAUGUCUAG